AUGGAAAGUGAAGAUAAAUACCCCCUCCAUACAGCUGCUCGUGAGGGGCGAGUCCCUGUAGUUGAAGGAUUGCUCAAGUCGGAUCCUAAACUAUCGCAACGCAAGGACAAUGAUGGUCGGUAUCCUAUUCACUGGGCGGCCUCUUCCAACAACUUCGAAAUUGUCCAAUUGCUAGCCAACCAACGCAGUUUCGAUGCUGACGUCCAGGACGGAAGUGGAUGGUCUCCUCUUAUGAUUUCAGCUAGUGUUCCCGAAAGUGAAGCUGUUCUAAAGCUCAUCAUCUCUAAAGAUGCCGACACCGCCCUUCACUUCGUCGCCUCCAAGAAGAACCUCGACAUUGCUCGUAUUCUGAUCGAGAACGGCGCAUCUACUCGGGUUCGCGAUCGCAGGGGCCAGUAUCCUAUUCAUCGUGCAGCCGCUGUUGGCUCUGUGCCAAUGGUGACCCUCCUUCUUAAAAACAGAAGCCCGCUGAAUCCUACUGACAACGAGGGUUACACUCCUCUUCAUCAUGCCAUUGCAGAAGGUCACGGAGACACUGCAGUCGCCCUUCUUAAAGAAGGUGCAGACUUUACCCUCAAGAAUAGCGCAGAAGAGCUGGCCCUGGAUCUUGCUCCUGACAAAGAAGUUCGCCGAUAUAUCUUGCAAGGUGCUGAACGUGAGGGUAUCGAGAUGUCAGGGUAG
Messenger RNA from Fusarium venenatum, 681 nucleotides. Lineage: Eukaryota; Fungi; Ascomycota; Sordariomycetes; Hypocreales; Nectriaceae. The record is from RefSeq and is a predicted model, not a curated record.